Molecule: messenger RNA, 6495 nt
Organism: Zootermopsis nevadensis
Lineage: Eukaryota; Metazoa; Arthropoda; Insecta; Blattodea; Termopsidae
Gene: sws
Product: patatin like phospholipase domain containing sws
Biological process (GO): phosphatidylcholine metabolic process
Cellular component (GO): endoplasmic reticulum
Molecular function (GO): phosphatidylcholine lysophospholipase A1 activity
Source: RefSeq, a predicted model, not a curated record
AUCUGUUGGUCUGUCGAUUAUCAAUGUGAAUCUGUCAUUACGCUGUAAGGAUGUGUAAAUGUAGACUACAAGAGGAGGUUAUGGAAGAGUAAUGAAAAAGGCAGAGUGCUAUUUCAGACUUAAGAAUGGAAGUUGGGAAAGUAGUAAAUCAUGAGAAUGACAAGUUUGGAUCCCUUGUAUUAUCGACAUGGUUGGGAAACUUUUCUGUAAACGUACAAGAGAAUCAGGGCAUAUACUUGAUUAUAGUUUGUUUGUUCUUGACUGUCAUCGUUGGUUGUGCAAUGAUGCUUGCUCGAAAGUGGAAGAACAAAGAAUUCUUGCCAGAAGUAAAAGAAUUUGUCGGUGUUGGAUCAACAAGACCUCGUUUUAGAAAAAGGGACAAAGUGCUGUUUUAUGGUCGCAAGAUGCUGCGGAAGGUGAAAUCAAUAUCAGUCCAAGUUCAUGGAGGUCAAGGCAAGAAACGUAAAAUAAUGAUGAGAUUUGCUAGAAGAUUGCUGCAAAUUAAAAAGGAUUCAACUCCUGUACAACUUACGGUGUUGGAACCCCCAGCAGAAUACUUAGAGGAAGAUAUCACAAGUAAAGAUGAUCAGAGGGUUCCUCCUGAUGCCCUUUACAUGCUUCAGAGCAUCAGUUUUAUUUUCAGAGUGUUUGGACAUUUUGAGAAACCAGUGUUCCUGAAACUCUGCAAACAUACAGAAAUAAUUAAUCUACCUGCGGGAUCCUAUCUUUUUAAAAUCGGUGAUCCUGAUGAAAAUGUGUAUGUGAUUCAGAAUGGUAAAGUGAACGUGUUUAUUACUGGAUCAGAUGGUACUGCAAUUUCUUUGAAAUGUGUGAAAACAGGUGAAUCAGUCACAUCACUUCUUAGCUUCACAGAUGUGCUCACAGGGCAUACCAAUCCAUACAAAACUGUGUCUGCUCGAGCUGUGGAGGACUCAACAGUGGUUCGACUUCCCAUGGCAGCAUUCCAAGAUGUUUUUCAAGAAUACCCGGAUAUUUUUAUCAGAGUGGUUCAAGUCAUUAUGGUCCGAUUGCAAAGGGUGACAUUUACAGCACUUCAUCAGUAUCUGGGACUCUCUACAGAGCUUAUGAAUCCUGGCACUCAGCGAAAUAAAAAGCAGAGUCCAUUUGCUGGGUCUCCUGUGAGAUCCAGACCAAGAGAUAUCAUACCAAAAGAAGACAGCAACAUUCCCAUAGCUGCAUGCGAAGACUUGGUGUCUGGAGCUUCGCCUUCAGACCAUGUUGAUUUUGUGCCUUCAGUGUCCAAUAUGCAUCAUUCUUUCCAUUCAUUAUAUCGUGGUAGAGCAAAAUCUCUCUUGGAUAUGAAAUUCGUACAACCACAGUCCCAUCCACAACCAGACAUGCUUCCAGAAUUUGAUCAUCAACAGCAAACCCCACCUCAGGCUCCUGAUGUACAGCCUAAUACAAAGCGAAGAAUUUCUACCAUGCCAGAACCAGUAGAUGAAGAAACCUUAAUACGGAUUGCCACAGAAACAUUUGUGAAAGAACUUGGACUUGAAGAUGACACUGUACUUGGAGGAAAGGUGGAAAUCCGUGAGGUACCCACUGGAACAUACCUUAUGAAAGAAGAAUCCCACAAAGAUGUAGCUUUAAUUUACGUGUUGUCUGGGACACUCGUUGUCUCUCAGAAGAUAGCAGAUACUGGCCAAGAAGUAACAAUGUUUGUUGCCCAUCCUGGGGAAAUUGUGGGUGGUUUAGCUGUCCUCACUGGAGAACCAAGUUUCUUUUCUAUUAGAGCAAAACAUGCAUCAAGAAUAGCUAUGAUUUCCAAGACUACAUUCUAUAGCAUUAUGCGAGACAGGCCACAGGUAGUAUUGCACAUAGCUCACACAGUUGUAAGAAGGUUGUCACCAUUUGUGCGUCAAGUUGACUUUGCUCUGGACUGGGUGUUUGUCGAAAGUGGACGAGCUGUUUAUAGGCAAGGAGAUGAAUCUGAUAGUACUUUUAUUGUUCUGAGUGGCCGACUGAGAUCUGUUAUUACGCAGAGUAAUGGAAAGAAAGAGCUGGUCGGUGAAUAUGGCAAAGGAGAUUUGGUGGGAAUUGUUGAGAUGGUGACUCAGACCCCUAGAAGCACUACUGUUAUGGCUGUGAGAGACUCUGAGCUAGCAAAACUGCCAGAAGGGUUGUUUAAUGCUAUCAAACUUCGAUUUCCAAUUGUGGUUACUAGACUCAUUAAUCUUCUUGGUCAUAGGAUUCUAGGUUCUUGGCAGCAACCAAACCUCAAACAUACUAUGGAUGCACCACCUUCACAAGGCAAUUUCUCUACAGUCGCAAUUGUUCCGAUAUCAGAUGAAGUUCCUCUCACGGCUUUUACAUACGAAUUGUACCACUCACUGUGUGCUAUAGGUUCUACUCUACGUCUGACAUCAGAUGUAAUACGAAAAUCCUUGGGAUCAUCUAUUCUUGAUCCAAAUAAUGAAUAUCGUCUUACAUCAUGGCUGGCUCAACAAGAAGAUCAGCACAAGAUUGCACUCUAUCAGUGUGAUAUGAGCUUCACACCGUGGACUCAGCGCUGUGUUCGUCAGGCUGAUUGCAUAUUGAUUGUUGGUUUGGCAGAUAAAGGACCUGGUAUUGGCAAGAUUGAAAAAGAGGUGGAACGGUUGACAAUACGUACUCAUAAGGAACUAGUAUUGUUGCAUCGUGAGGGAGCUGAUCAACCAAAGAACACAGUAGCCUGGCUAAACAACAGGAGUUGGGUCUCUACACAUCAUCAUAUACAGUGCAGCAAGAGAAUGUUCAUCAGGCGAUCUCAAUAUAGAAUAAAUGAAUUAUAUAUGAAAGUGCUCAUGUGUGAACCAAAUAUCCACUCAGAUUUCUCACGUUUGGCAAGAUGGCUCAGUGGUAUGUCUGUAGGACUGGUCCUUGGUGGGGGAGGUGCCAGAGGAGCUGCACAUGUAGGCAUGAUUAAAGCUAUUCAGGAGGCUGGCAUUCCUAUUGACAUGGUAGGUGGUGUGAGCAUUGGUGCCUUCAUGGGAGCAUUAUGGUGUGCAGAGAAAAAUGUUACAACUAUGACACAGAAAGCUCGUGAAUGGUCAAAGAAAUUAACUCAGUGGUGGCGUCAGCUCCUGGAUUUGACUUAUCCUAUAACAUCAAUGUUUUCUGGAAGGGAUUUCAAUCAAACUAUCUUCAGCACAUUUGGGGAUACACACAUUGAAGAUCUAUGGCUCCCUUAUUUCACAGUAACCACAGACAUUACAGCCAGCUCCAUGCGUGUCCAUACUCAUGGCUCAUUGUGGCGGUAUAUACGAGCAUCAAUGUCACUGUCAGGCUACAUGCCACCAUUGUGUGAUCCAACUGAUGGACAUCUUUUGUUGGAUGGUGGAUAUGUCAACAAUCUACCAGGUUCAUUGUGGUGUUAUGUGCGCUCCAGUAUGACGAUAGCAGGGAUAUUUCCACCCUUCUGUGAUCCUAGAGAUGGACAUUUACUCGUAGAUGGUUGCUAUGUCAACAACGUGCCAGCGGAUGUGAUGCGAAGCCAUGGAGCAAAGCACAUCCUUGCAAUUGAUGUUGGUUCCCAGGAUGACACGGACCUUACCAACUAUGGUGACUGUCUGUCAGGCUGGUGGUUGCUUUGGAAACGCUGGAAUCCAUUUGCAUCACCUGUAAAAGUACCUAACCUGCCUGAUAUUCAGUCUCGACUUGCAUAUGUAUCCUGUGUCCGUCAGUUAGAGGAAGUAAAGAAUAGUGAUUACUGUGAAUAUAUCAGACCACCAAUUGACAAAUAUAAGACAUUGCAGUUUGGCAGUUUUGAUGAAAUCAAGGAGGUUGGGUAUAACCAUGGGAAGACAUACUUUGCAGGACUGCUCAAGGCUGGCCUGCUGCCCAUUUUCAAACCAGAACAAGGAAAGUCAUAUCACCCACAUGAGUCAUCUUGCUAUACUUUCACUGAUCUAGCACAGAUGGUAUGCAAGGUGGCUCGCAAUCAGUACAUGGAUGAGUCAGAUUCAGAGGAGGAGUAUGAAGCUGAUGAAGAAGAUGCUCAAGAAGUGGGGUAUGUUUCAGAGCCAGCAGUGGGAGUGUCCGAUAAUGAAAAAACUUCAGUGCACAGAAGACGAGUAGGGGGAUCCCUGUCUCUGUCAGAAAAUGAGCUGGAGUCAGAGAGUGUAUACACCACAAAACAUAGCAGAAACAACAUUAGUUAGUGGAUAUGAAUUGCAUUCAUCAUGAUAAUCCAUGUUUACACAAAAUACACAUGCCUUUGUAAUUAAUAACAGAGCUGAAAUAGAUGUCAGUUUGUACAUAUUCUGGGAUAAUAUUUUUUCUUAGGUUUAAGCACUUUUCUUAUAAAACAGUUAAUUUAGAGCACUGUAGUGCUGUCUCAAAGCAGAAUUUGCAAGCAUAGAAUAAUUAGAUUGUCUUUAUGUGAAAGUACAAAAUGGUGAUGAAGACAGUUGAGAAAGAGAAUGCACAUCCAUUCUGGUAUGCUACCAAUACUGCAUGGUGCAACAUUUUGAUCAUUAAGCUGAUUAUUUUAAUCGCUUAAUGCUAUGAAAAGACUAUUCUAGAAAGCUGCUGAAUUCCUCACUUCAACAGUUGAUUAUGAUGAUAUUGAUAUGUUAGUUCUAAUCAAAGUAUUGUACAACAUUCAGUAGUUGAGAAAUCAAAGUGAGUUUUAAUAAUAUUUUUACUGUACCAGGUGCUGGAAAUAAACCAGUACCACAUUUCUUCUUGCCAUGUUUUGCUCAAAAAUAUAAAUUAAUAUAAUUCCAAUCACUUAAAAAUUCCUUCUGUGAUUGUUAUCAUUUGUGUUUAAUGAAAUGGCCAUUUAAAAGGCAUGGUCAUCCGCAUUAUAUUCAGAAGGAGCUCUUUUUUCUUUCUCAGGCUGACAAAUUUGCAUAAAGAAUGACAUGCAAUGAGGAAGACAGUGUUAUCUCAAACAGCAGUGCUACACACCUGAUGAAGAAAACACUGGCUGGGACCUUAGGUCACAGCUAGAGUGUGAGGUUUGGACCAUAGCACUGAAAUAUAUUUAAUUUAAGUUAUUUUGAAAAAGACAUUAUUUUGAUUAUUUGAAAUUAUCAGCAAAACUGUAAAAGACCAGCACAUAAUAAAAAAAUUAUGAAUCUUCAAAUUUAAGGAAUACAUUGUCCACUGAGAAACCUUAGGUUAAUGUGGAUCCAGUUUAUGGGACAUAUUUACUGUCUCCACCUUCAAGACAAAGUCUAUGUGCUUCAUCACACAGAAACAGGGUCCUCAUUAACACUGAACUGCCAUGAAAGCAUGAAAUCUAUAGCAAAGCUUUGUUGGUAUUAUUACUGAGGGUUGUACACAGAAACCCCUAUGUGUGAUAUGCUGCUUAUUUCUAGUCAGUAAGAUGAUACAUGACUGAGAGCUGCAUUUGUAUGAAGAGAAAUUAUGUACAUUUAAUUAUGGGAAGUAUAUUGUAAUUUAAUAUCAGUUCACAUUUUGGUUACUAUCAGCAGUGUAAAUGAGAACUCUAAGUUUACGCAAUGAAACUGGUUUAUAUUAUAUAUCUUUUAAUUAUACAUCUUUUUACUGGUUUAACAUUAAAUUGUGCAAUAUGUAGAAAAUAUAUCUGAAAUGAAAGUACAGUUACAUCUCAAUGAACAAUCAGUAAAUUAAAUUAAAACUGGAAACUGCUGUAACAUUUGUUGCCAUAUUAAAAUUGAGAGCUCAGAAUUUAUAGAUUACAAAAUGAAUAGUAAAUUGCAUGAAUGACAUUUACAGACUUCACCAAAACUAUGAAUAUAGCAAAUGGUGUAGUACCCUCAUAAUUUUUAUUUGAAGAGUUUGCUUUGCAUUAGUUUCUUUGUACAUGUAUGUCUAAGAGGAAUGUAUAUUUUUCAUAUUUUAUCAGUGUCUCAGGGUUAAUAUAAAAUAAUAGAGGUACAACAGUGUGUUUGAGUUUAGCUAUAGUAUUCUAAUGAGCGACACUGUUGGAUUAUCCUCAUGUACAUUGACAUGUAGUUUUCUCAUCUCUAUUGCAACAUGUAUAUUAAUUAUGGACAUUGUGCAUUUUGUAUAAUUGUCUCUGAAGCUCGGAAUGCCAAGAAAUUUGAGAAAUGAGAGUAACUGAAUGUAACAGAAAUGACAUGAUCUCCUAAACUUUUUUUUUUUGUAUGGUAUCAUUAUUUUUAUGUACAUUAUGUGUGUGUGUAUAUAUAAACUCCAAUCAUGUAUAAAUCUGAACAAAUGAACUGUAUCUUUGAAUUAUGCAAAUUUAUGGCAAUUAGUAGCAUAUGUUAUGAAUAAAAUUCCAUAUUUCAAAUAUUUUUUUGUACCUGUGCAGCAACUGUUUUAAUUUUACCUGUGGCACAAUAUGAUACAAAAAAGUGGUACAUUUCUGUCUGGGUGAAUAUUAUGUCGUCCUUUCAAGUUGUAAUUCAGGUAUAUGGUAAAAAAUGUGUUUAAUAAUUUGAUAAUAAAUGAACAGAAAUGCUGUGCCAAAGACAGUGUAUCGUGGAUAUAGAGAUAUACAGUUAAGUCAUAAAAAUAAAGAUAAUGGUUACCACCCAA